Messenger RNA from Liolophura sinensis, 3561 nucleotides. Its product is annotated as toll-like receptor 4. Gene Ontology annotation, cellular component: plasma membrane. Gene Ontology annotation, biological process: immune response; toll-like receptor signaling pathway. Gene Ontology annotation, molecular function: transmembrane signaling receptor activity; protein binding. The transcript has 3 exons. Lineage: Eukaryota; Metazoa; Mollusca; Polyplacophora; Chitonida; Chitonidae. Bases 290 to 2746 code for a protein of 818 amino acids. The record is from RefSeq and is a predicted model, not a curated record.
UAAGCAUUACCGCAUAGAGCUGAAAUCUGUGUCAUUCAUCAUUUACACUCUCACCAUAAGCCUGUUUGUCGUCGCUGCCCUGUGGUCGCAACUACGUUCAGCCGUGCCUGUAUCAGUCUGUAUGGACUGUGUGCGAAUUAGUUUGAUGUCUUGCAAUUGCCGGUGUGGAUACAAGUACAAAACAAAAUCAGCUGUGUCAAUCGCUCGGAGACUUCGUAUUUGGACUCAGUAACAGGCACAGCUUCCGUUGUUAACCUAAAUGAUGACAUGGUCCAUAUGAAGUAGCAUCAUGGUGAAUCUCACAGCUUUGACCGUAGUAUUACUUCUGGGACUCUUCACGGCCGUGUCUUGGAGUGUGCACGUGCCCAGAAAAUCCAAUAGCCUGAUUCACAAGGAUAAUGCUUGUAAGUUGAGGUCAAGGACAUUUGUUGACUGCAGAGAGAAAUCCCUGAAGACAGUGCCAAACGAAACCUUUCCGGAAACAACCGAAAAGUUAGAUCUGAGCCUUAAUAAUUUACACAAGAUCUACAGCUAUACGUUUCGCACCCUGGUUUAUUUAAAAUGGCUGGACUUAUCUUUCAACAAGAUCAAUAAGCUACAGAGUCAUGCGUUCGCCAAUCUCCACCGUCUCGAAUACCUGAACAUCAAUUCCAACGAGGUUAUUUUGUCCGAUAACACGUACUCACCUCAGCUUUUUGUGCCUUUGACAAGUCUGAAAGUUCUGCACAUGGAGAAGAAUAAGUGCAUAAAACAGACUGGUGAGUCUGUAUUCCCUAGAGCUGUAGCCGCUUUGACCAACCUGAGAGAACUGUAUACGGACUUAACCACCUAUGUCUCUUUCACAAGCGAGUUCACGAAUCUUACCAAGCUAACGACUAUAUCGUCAUCAGGAUGGGGAUUACCCAAUAGGAAGCACGCUAAACAGUGCUGUGUCAAACGAAUGUACAAUGCCACAUUCUCCCCAUUCAGAAAUAUAGGUAUCAAACAUUUUCGUCUAGCGUAUUCCUGUUUGCAAGAAAUACAGUUAGAUGUGUUUGAACCUUUCCACGAACUGGAAUCCUUAGAACUGGUUGGAAACCAGCAGCUUGGUUUGUACUGGGCUCUGCAAAGCUUACAUGGACUUCAGAACCAAACAAUUCCAGUCCUCAGUUUAAAAGCCGCUAAUAAUUUCAUACGCAGAAGAAAACGUGAUUUUUCGCUUAACAUUUUCUCCAUGCGGUAUUUGAACACAAUUUGCGUCACAGCGCUGGAUAUGUCGGAAAAUUAUAUCAUCAUGCCCAGAACUGCUCCAUUUAGUCGGCCGGAUUGUCUCCGUCACUUUGACAUGUCUGUACAUGUCACAAAUCCGCAACGACUAAUUCGUAAGCUCAUGCACGAUAAAACUUUUCCUUAUCUUCAAUUUCUGAACAUCAGUACUAAUACUGCGGUCGCGCAUGAUACUUUAAGUGCACAGAACUUUGAUACAAACAGUUCUUUUUCCUUCUCGGUCCAAUCUUCGAAAAGGUUGAAUCUCCACACUGUCGACCUCUCUUUUUUGCCCAUGUCCUGCCAAUUUGAAUCACACGAUUUUUACGCCCUAAAAGUUCUAAAUAUUUCAGGUUGGAACUGUACCAUCGCAACUCCUCCUCUGUUUUUAAACCUCGUCAACGUGACACACCUUUCUGCUCGUCGGACUAAGUUUAAUAUCGGACUGAUGCGACAUUUUGAAAAAGGUUCACUUUUCAGAAAUAUGAUUAGCUUGGAAGAGGUGGAUCUGUCAGAAAACGAACUCACGUCCGUGCCACAGGAUUUAUUUCUGACCAACCAUAAGCUAUCGUCUCUGAUACUCUUCAAUAACAAACUAACCGGUCUGCCUAUGGAAGUAUUAAAGACAAUUAAUUUAGUCCACUUAGAUCUGUCCAGCAAUGUCAUCGAAUAUCUGACUCAGUCUGAAAUUGAAGAACUGGAGAAGCAAAAGCAACAAAGGCCCGGGUUUAAUCUGAAACUGAUUUCCAACCCUUUUGUCUGUGACUGUGAGAACUUGGUGUUCCUACGAUGGCUGAACAACACAAACCUUGUCGUGGAUUUUGGUCCGGAAUUCCUGUGUACAACGACGAAUGGUCAGCAGGAACAAAUAACAAAAUUCAUGAAGAAGUAUAAAAACUUUUCCGUUUCUUGCGUCAGCCGCUCCUGGCUGAAGGUUGGUGUAGGGGCCAUAUUCGCUGUGGUCGUGUCGAUUUUUGUCAUCCUGGCUUAUUAUAGAAAUCGGUGGAACGUCCACUACUGGUUCUACACAAACUGCAGACCAAGCCCUGAUAUGUUACCGACCAGACAAUAUGACUACGAUGCGUUCGUGUGUUACAACCAUAACGACUACGACUGGGUCUAUGAAACCUUACAACCAUAUCUUGAGGAGGGGGCGCCUGAACUACGACUUUGUCUGCAUCACAGAGACUUUGAAGUGGGUGAAGUGAUUCAGCAGAACAUUGUAGACGCCAUUAACAGCAGUCGUAAAGUUAUUCUUGUUAUUAGCAACAAUUUUAUCAAAAGCACGUGGGGAGAGUAUGAAAUAGAAAUGGCAGGCAUGCGGUCGGUGCAAGAGGGUCGGGCUAACGUGAUAAUAUGUGUUCUGUUGGAAGAAGUGCCUGUAAGGGACAUGCCAAGAACGUUGAUGAAUCUCUGGCAUCGGGUCACUUUCCUUGUGUGGCCUCAAAACGCUCACGAGCAGAGUUUGUUUCGGGAAAGAUUGACAAGCGCCUUGGAGUAGUUCACUAACGGACUGUUCGAACGUUUGCCUAGAUUCAUGCUUAGAGUUUGCGUUACUUAUUUGCAGGGAUUACUUUUUGCAUUAAUGUAUGAAUGAUGUGUAAAAGUUCAAAAGUUUGAAGAUAUGUUCCAUAUUUCUACUUCUUAAAAUGUUUUGAUGGUAACGUUUUAAUGUUGUCUGGUUAACUAGUAUUCACACAGUCCUAGUCAUGCCUGGAUUUUAGUCAAGUCGCACCAAAUUUCUAUAAAAUCUUACUCAACUUCAGUCAGCUGAUAACCAGUAACAUAUUUCUUCACGCGUCAGUGUGUUAUUUAAAUAUUGCCUGAUAUUGUACUCCACACUGUUUGGCUUAUACUUCACGAAAGUUUCCCUCGUUUUUUCUGCAAGAAAAAGAUUACACCUCACCUCUGCACCGAAAUGGGGCGAUUUCCUGUCUAUAUUUAGUUGCAGUGAUCCUUUAUAAUUGUUUCAUUAUUAAAUAUCUAAACAUUUAUUUUUCCUAAAUCUCAAUGCGUAUUUUCAGAAAAUGCACAUUAUCCUUUUAGGGCGAUUAAUAGUUUUUGUUCGUAUGCUAGCUUAUUUUCGGUGUUUUGUGAAGCAAAUUGUUUUAGUUCUUUAUUUCAGACACGUCGACAUGUAGCGACGUUUCCUUAGCAUGGAGAACACCUGUUAUUGUGUAUGAAUCUAAAAAAUACAAUAUCUAAAUAUGAAUAUAAUGAUAAUUAGUACACGUCCAGAAAUUAAAAGCACGUGUACACAUUGAACGAAAUGGCGAAAGACUGAAUAAAUAAAUUAGUAUUGGACUGUUUCUGUGA